Molecule: messenger RNA, 1435 nt
Organism: Rosa chinensis
Lineage: Eukaryota; Viridiplantae; Streptophyta; Magnoliopsida; Rosales; Rosaceae
Product: cucurbitadienol 11-hydroxylase
Exons: 9
Coding region: 46-1293 (415 amino acids)
Biological process (GO): sterol metabolic process
Molecular function (GO): oxidoreductase activity, acting on paired donors, with incorporation or reduction of molecular oxygen; heme binding; monooxygenase activity
Source: RefSeq, a predicted model, not a curated record
UUGUGUUUAGUAGCAUUUCUGGUGAUAUACAUCACCCACUGGAUUAUGAAAUGGAGGAACCCAAAGUGCAAUGGGGUUCUUCCUCCAGGUUCAAUGGGUUUGCCUCUCAUCGGUGAGACACUCAGUUUGAUCAUUCCAAGCUACUCCCUAGAUCUUCACCCUUUCAUAAAGAAAAGACUUGAAAGAUAUGGACCUAUAUUUCGGACUAGUUUGGCAGGUAGGCCAGUUGUGAUAUCAGCUGAUCUUGAAUUCAAUAACUUCCUUUUUCAGCAAGAAGGGAGGUCUGUUAAGUUGUGGUACUUGGAUACAUUUUCAAAGAUCUUCGUGCUGGAAGGUGAAUCAAAGAUAAACGCAGUGGGCAUCGUUCACAAAUACGUAAGGAGAGCUUUCUUGAAUCACUUUGGCGCUGAGAGGCUUAAGGAAAAGUUGCUCCCUGAAAUACAAGAAUUCGUCAACAAAUGUUUAUGUUCUUGGUCAAUUCAGGAAUCUGUUGAAGUGAAACAUGUUGGCUCAGUUAUGGUUCUAAAUUUUAGUGCAAAGCAGAUGAUUAGUUAUAAUGCUGAAAAAGCUACUGAUGACCUGAGUGAGAAAUAUACUAAAAUCAUAGAUGGUCUUAUGUCGUUUCCCUUGAAUAUCCCUGGGACUGCAUACUAUAAUUGUACCAAGCACCAAAAGAAGGUAGAGACCAUGUUGAGGGAUAUGCUCAAGGAGAGACACGAUUCACCUGAGACCCAACAUGGGGAUUUCCUUGAUCAAAUUGCAAAUGACAUGGACAAGGAGAAGUUUUUAUCAGAGGAUUUUAUCGUUCACUUGUUAUUUGGGGGCUUAUUUGCUGCCUUUGAAUCUAUUUCAGCAGUGUUGGCAUUAGCCUUCAGUUUACUUGCAGAGUAUCCUUCAGUCUUACAAGAGUUUACUGCUGAGCAUGAAGCUAUUCUCAAAAAUAGAGAAGAUCCAAAUACUUCACUCACAUGGGAUGAAUAUAAAUCGAUGACUUUUACUCUUCAGGUUAUCAACGAAGCUCUUCGGUUGGGUAAUGUUGCACCCGGCUUGUUGCGUAGAGCUUUGAGAGACAUCCCAGUAAAGGGAUUUACAAUCCCAGAAGGUUGGACGAUUAUGGUUGUCACGUCUGCGCUUCAGUUAAAUCCCAACACAUUUGAGGAUCCCAUUAAGUUCAAUCCAUGGCGUUGGAAGGACAUUGACUCACACUCUAUAUCCAAGAAUUUCAUGCCUUUUGGUGGAGGAAUGAGACAAUAUUGGUGGAGGAAUGAGACAAUGUGCUGGGGCAGAGUAUAGUAGAGUUUUCUUGUCUACAUUUUUCCAUGUCUUGGUCACCAAAUAUAGGAUCUGGCUACAAAGAGGAUGAUUGGUUUGGGUGAACAACGCAACGGAUUAUAUUAUUUGAUGGCCUUAGCCAUGGAGAAGGCCAAGACCAGUC